Messenger RNA from Erigeron canadensis, 2122 nucleotides. Its product is annotated as pentatricopeptide repeat-containing protein At3g49240, mitochondrial. The transcript has a single exon. Lineage: Eukaryota; Viridiplantae; Streptophyta; Magnoliopsida; Asterales; Asteraceae. The record is from RefSeq and is a predicted model, not a curated record. Bases 67 to 1935 code for a protein of 622 amino acids. Gene Ontology annotation, cellular component: chloroplast. Gene Ontology annotation, molecular function: protein binding.
AUUUCUUAAACCCUCACUCCCUGGUCAUAAUCAUUAUAUCAAAAACCCUAAAACCCCAUUUCUCUCAUGGCUCUUUCAAAACCCAUUUUCAUCAAUCACUUAAAAACCCUUCUCAAAUCUCACCACCAUUUCCGUCCAAUCACCAUCCCUCUCCGCCACCUCUCUUUCGCCACACCUGAAGACGCCGCCGCCGAACGCCGCCGCCGUAAACGCCGUCUCCGUAUCGAACCACCACUCAAUGCUCUCCGUUCCAACACCCAAUCCCAAUCCCCAUCCCCUCGCCCUUCCCCUGCUCAAAACCCUAACCCUAAUGCCCCCAAAAUCCCCGAACACGUUUCCGCUUUAUCCGGAAACCGGCUUAAUCUACACAACAGAAUCUUGAAACUGAUCCGUGAAAAUGAUCUCCAAGAAGCUGUUUUGUUGACUCGGCAUUCGGUUUAUUCGAACUGUAAGCCGACUAUUUUUACUUGUAAUGCUGUUAUGAAUGGUUGUUUACGACAGGCGAAAUACGCCGAACUUUUGAAUUUACAUAGGUUCAUUACCCAGGCUGCAAUUGCUGCUAAUGUGGUUACUUAUAAUCUUGUGAUUAGUACUUAUAUGGAAUGUAAAAAAACCGAUACUGCAAUGGAGCAUUAUAAACAGUUGAUUGAAAAUGCCCCGUUUGAUCCGAAUGUUAGUACUUUUAGGAUUGUGGUUAAAGGGUUGGUUGAUAAUGGGAAAUUGGAUAAAGGGUUGGAGAUUAAAGAUGAGAUGUUAGGAAAAGGGGUUGAUCCCGACCCGGUUGUGUAUAGUUAUUUGAUGUCGGGGUAUGCUAAGAACGGUAACCAUGAUGGAAUUUUCGAGCUUUUUGAGGAGUUGAAAGAGAAAGUUGGUGGCUUUGUGGAAAACGGGGUUGUUUAUGGGAGUGUUAUGAAUGGGUAUUUCUUGAAAGGAAUGGAGAAGGAGGCGAUGGAGUGUUUUGAAGAAGUUAUGGGUGAGGGUUCGAAGGUUAAAAUGAGUGCCAUUGCGUAUAAUUCGGUUUUGGAUGCUUUGUUUAAGAAUGGGAAGUUUGACGAGGCGGUUAAGUUGUUUGAUAGAAUGUUGGAAGAACAUAGCCCGCCUAAGGUGUUGGCGGUUAAUUUAGGGAGUUAUAAUGUGGUGGUGGAUGGGUAUUGUGCCGAGAAGAGGUUUGAUGAUGCGGUUAACGUGUUUAACAGUAUGUGGGAGAAACGGUGUCAUCCUGAUACUCUUUCGUAUAAUAAUUUGAUUGAUCAGUUGUGUGAGAAUGGGAUGUUGGGUAAAGCGGAGGAAGUUUAUAAUGGUAUGAGUGAGAAAGGGGUGAGUCCGGAUGAGUAUACUUUUGUUGUGUUGAUGGAUACUUGCUUUAAAGAAGAUCGCCCUGAUGAUGCAGCUGCAUAUUUCAAGACUAUGGUUGAAGCUAAACUGAGGCCGAAUCUAGGAGUUUAUAAUCGGUUGAUUGAUGGGUUGGUAAAAGUUGGGAAGAUUGACGAGGCAAAAUCGUUUUUUGAUAUGAUGGUGCCGAAGCUGAGGAUGGAUGAUGAUAGUUAUAAGUUUAUAAUGAAAGCAUUAUUUGAUAUUAAGAAACAUGAUGAAGUUCUCGAGACUAUUGGUAAGAUGUUGAGGGAGGAUCCUUUGGAUUUUUCUGAUGAGUUGCAGGAGUUUGUAAGAGAGGAGCUUAGCAAAGAAGAAAGAGAGGAAGAUUUGGUGCAGUUGAUGGCAGAUAUUGAGCGAGAAAAGGCAGAGGCUGCUGCUAAAGCAGCUGAAGAAGCAGAGAGAGCGAAAGCUAGUGCACGAGCUGCUGUUUCUUCUUUGUUGCCGUCUAAGCUUUUUGGUAAUAAAGAUGAGGCAGAGAACGAGAAUGAUGAUGAGAAUGGUGAUCAGAAGGAUGUAGCAGAUGGUGAGGUGGUGGAAGAGAAUGAUGCAUCGUCCAGGUAAUUCAUAAAUAUUUCAACGUUGGUUCUAGUAAGUAAGGAGUUAGAAGAUGCUGGAACUAAUUAAAUUCUUUGUUAGCUGCAUUUUAUGUUAUAAGAUGAAUUCAUGAAGGCAAUGUUUGGAUAUUGCUAUGUGACUCCAAUGGUAUUCAUCUGUAAUAAAACAGACUAUAGUAAAUAGUUUCUGAAUA